AUGAGAAUUGGCUACAGCCAUUUGGCUCAAGCUUGGGCCGAAAUGAUAGUUAACGAAACGAUGCCUCGCUUUCACACAAGACUUGUGUGUGCUUUCUGCUUGUUGUGGCAGUUGCGCGUGGCACGGGCACAAGCGAGCUCACCGACUACGACUUGCUUGCCAGCUGCCAUUGCGCCAAGUCAGCGGCAGACAUUGCGUCACGCUAAUGGUGAAUCUUAUCCUCUUGGCCUCUGGAUCAGCGACUGGGCCGCUGGAUAUGUCACGAGCGCUGUCAUCCACAUCCUCAUAGAGGAGCGUUUGGGAUACGCCGUGAACGAAACCGGGCCUGGCCCGGGCGCGUUGAAUGCCUUCUACGCACUCGCGGGCUGUGUAGACCCCAUGAAUCUCGAGGAUCGUGGCUGUGGGCACCAGGUAACUUACAACCACAUCAAUCUCGAGACCUGGGGCGAGGGCUACACCACCGAAUGGGCUGAGAUCCAGAGAGAAUACCCUUCGAUGGCACCAAUCGACGUCGGGAGCAUGGGCUACAGCGGUCAAACAUCCUUGUUUAUUCCAAAGCAGUCUCAACAGGAGGCUUACGACCAACUUGGCACUGCUUUGGAUUUCUUCCGAGGGUGGAACAAGUCGUGGAGUCAGCCCUGGCACUUCUUUGACGGUAUCGCUGAUGUCAGUCGGAGCCAUAUCUACCCAUGCAAUGAGACCCGCUUCAAGUUGACCAGACCAAAUGAGAUCUAUUUGGAGAUCACGGGCGAUGCGGAUGGAGUCCGACGGCUCUCGGAGAACGAGAUGAUCGCAUAUUGUCCGGAUGGUUACUUCUGGCUGGCUCCGGCUUGCAGGGCAAACACAUCUCAUUGCGUGCCUUACUUCACUGGAGGUGCGGGAUGGAUGUUGGAUGAUGUUAUGCAGAAAGCAGCCGCCUACAACAUGCCCUUCGCAGUGGCCGUGGCUAGAGAGUAUGGAGUCUUGCCGACAAAAGUCAGAAGCACAUUCUAUUGGUGGACACCAGAUCCGACUUUCCUGGAAUUAGACCCCGUGAAGAUCGUGUUCCCCGAGUACGACUUCAACUCCUACAGCGUCGGCGACAAGCGAACAGCCAUUCAGGACGGCCGCAUCACGAAGCUGGUCAGUCAAGACCUGUCGACACUGGCGCCGCGUGUCGAAGACCUCAUCCGAAAUGUGCGGUUUCACGUCGACGACGUGAACUUGAUGAUGAUGGACAUGAAGCAGACUGGCGACUCGCACUUGGAAGUGGCGUGCCGUUGGCUGAAGUCAAACACAGGCUCUUGGGAGACGUGGCUGCCAGACAAGACGAAGUGUUUUGCUGGUUACGGCCUCUAUGACAUCAGCCUGAUGGACUUUGCCUUCGAAAGGGAGGACCCCACCUACAGGGAGUGCCGCCCCUGCACGUCGGGGAGGUACUCGUCUCCGCUCUCAGAUGUCAAAGGAGCCACCUAUGUGUGCAAUCCUUGCGAGCCGGGAACCAGCCAGCCGUCCUUCUUGGCGCUGUUCUGUGAGCCUUGCCAGCUAGGUGAGUAUCAGAACUUUUCCGGCAGCGACAAUUGCAACCGCUGCGAGAUAGGAAAGUACCAGGACCGGAGAGGCUCAGCUCUUUGCGAUGUGUGCCCCCCUGGCAGCAUCACACUUGGCCUGGGCUCGGUGUCUCCCUCGGACUGUGGCUGCAAGGCGGGCUUCAUUGACAAGGGGAACCUGACUUGCGUGGAGUGCGGGGAGGGCUUGGAGUGCCCUGCAUUGGCCACCGUGGCCAGCCUCCAAACCGGCACCGCCGAGUUAGGAGAGGACUUUGUGCCUUACAUUCGUGAGAACUUCUUCAGCACCGUUGAGCAGCCCCUGGACCUCUACCGGUGCUUGCAACCUUUCCGAUGUUCCGGAGGACGUCCUGGAAGCUGCAGUGGUGGUGCAACCAACGUGGCCUGUACGGAUUGCAGAGAUGGUCAAACCUGGGCAGUAGACAAAUGCAAGGACUGCUCAGCAUUCCAGGUGGGGGGCUGGAUUUUGGCCUUCCUGGUUCUAUGUCUGGGCCUGCCUUCGAUCUACUACGUCCUCACCUCACAGACCACUGCCAAAGCUUCGGUUCUCUUCACCACGACCUGUGCCUGCGGCAUGACCAUCUCCAUGUUGCAAAGCAUGGGAAUUGUGGGGAUGAUGACCGUGGACUUCCCCUUGCAGAUCCGGGGCAUUUUCGAGUUCCUCCAGAUCUUCGUGUUUGACAUGGCCAACUUCGCCUUCUCCUGCGUCGCGGGCGGCCGGGUGUCCGUGCGGUACGUCGCCUCCGUCCUUUGCUUUCCGGCGGCGGUCUUGUGGCUUUCCGCCUGUGCCACGCUCUCUAAGUUCCUUCCCAAAUCAUAUCGGUGGGAGCCCAGCAAGACGAAGAGCACGAUUGGCCAGGUGUUGCAAGUCGGCUUCAGCACGAUGAGUUCUAUCUCAAUGGCCCCUCUGACCUGCUUCAGCCAUCCCAACGGCAUCUACAGCAUCCUCAAGUUCCCUGGGGCCACAUGUGGUUCUGAAGAGCACAUCAUCAUGGAAGUGGCAGGCGUGACGCUGCUCGCAAUGGGGGUGUUGGGUUUUCUCGCUCUCUGUACGUGGGCCGUGGUCAUGAUGCCAAAGUGGAGUGGAAUGGGACUGCACGAUCGAGUUCGUUCAUUCCGCUUCCUUGUCUUCCGCUUCCGUCUGGACAGCUGGUGGUUUGGUGUCCCGUUGCUGAUGCGGGGUCCGUUGCUGUCACUGCCCAUUGCACUUGCCACAGAUCACCCCCCAGUGCAGAUCGUGUGCGCGACCUUGGUGCUCCUGGUUUUCCUCACCGUCCAAUCCCGCUCCUGGCCUUGGAAAGUUCCGCUCUUGAAUGUGCUGGAUUGCCUCAUGUCUGUAUGCAUCACCCUUCUGGUGGCUUCCGCUGCGCUGCACCUGGAUGCCAUCCAGGGGAGCAUGCAAGAUUUUGCGGACGCGGUCUCCACAGUGCUUAUGGGAGCCCUCGGAGUAUCCCUGCUUCUGUUGGUGACGAUGACAUGCUCGGCUUUGGUCUUCCGCGCUGCUCUUGGUGGACAGAAGGAGCUACUCCUGUUCAAUUUGCAGCAGAUGCCCACGCCCGCGGACGUUAGCUCUCAGCUGAAGGCUGUCACAGCAAGAUUGUUGUCGAUGGACGAGAGGGAUGUCGUCAAGCCUCUCGGGACACUGCCCGUGUACGACAUCAACCUCCUCAUUGCCAGCCUCUCUUUACUUACCGUGGAGGUCGUGCCCACAGCCCCGGGCACAGGGUCAAGAGGAAGUCUCCGAUCCAGUCGGAUCGACUCUUCUUCAUUUGCGCCUUCGAAGGCGACAGUGGUGGAACCUGUCGAGCCCAAGGUUGCAGAUGUGUCCGAGCACAACCGGGAGGAACGUAGCUCGUCACGUGCCGAGCCUCUGCAAUCCUUCAAAGAGCCGGUGUCGCACGCCUUUGUGUGA
Symbiodinium natans is the source of this 3459-nucleotide messenger RNA. The record is from the annotation of a GenBank genome assembly. Lineage: Eukaryota; Dinophyceae; Suessiales; Symbiodiniaceae.